CGGCACCCACAAACCCUACCCUAUAAACCAAAUUCGCAAUUCCUUCUUCUCAACACUUCCAUUCUCAUUCUAAUUUGUAGAACAUUUUUUUCGAAUUAGGGUUACAUCUUCUAUUCAAUUUAUCAUGGACGCGCAGAGAGCUUUGCUCGACGAACUCAUGGGUACAGCGCGCAACUUGACGGAGGAAGAGAGAAAGGGGUACAAGGAAGUUACUUGGGACGACAAGGAAGUGUGUGGAUUCUACAUGGUGCGCUUUUGCCCUCACGAUCUCUUCGUCAACACGCGCAGUGAUCUCGGUGCUUGCCCAAGAAUUCACGACCCAAAAUUGAAAGAAAGUUUUGAGAAAUCUCCAAGACAUGAUGCAUAUGUACCCAAAUUUGAAGCCGAACUUGCUCAAUUUUGCGAGAAAUUGGUGAUGGACUUAGAUAGAAGAGUAAGGCGGGGACGAGAGCGCCUUGCUCAAGAGGUGGAGCCAGCACCACCCCCACCUCUGACAGCUGAAAAAUCUGAGCAGUUAUCUGUUGUGGAGGAGAAAAUAAAGAACCUUCUUGAACAAGUUGAAUCUCUUGGCGAAGCUGGGAAAGUUGAUGAAGCUGAAGCUCUUAUGAGGAAGGUGGAGACACUUAAUGCUGAGAAGACAGCUUUAACACAACCUCAAAAUGAUAAGGUGUUGAUGCUUGGUCAGGAGAAGAAGAUGGCACUAUGUGAAAUUUGUGGUUCUUUUCUUGUGGCAAAUGAUGCUGCAGAAAGGACACAGUCACAUGUCACAGGGAAGCAGCAUGUUGGUUAUGGCAUGGUUCGUGACUUCAUAACUGAGUAUAAGGCUGCUAAGGAGAAAGCUAAUGAUGAGGAAAAGUUAGCCAAGGAAAAAGAGGCCGAAGACCGGAGGAAACAGAGGGAGAAGGAGUAUGAGAGGAGGAGACGGAGUGAUUCAAGUGAUAGGGAUAGGCACCGUGAUAAAGAUCACAAUAGGGAUCGGGACAGAUAUAGGGACAGAGACUCGGAGCGUGAAAGGUCUCGGGAGAAUGAUGGUAGAGGCUACCGAGAUGGGGGAAGGGUAGUAGAUUAUAGGUUGAGGAAUGGACGAAAUGGAGGUAGAGACCGGUACCGUGAUAGGAGCAGAUCACGUUCUCCUGGUAAGCAUAGCUACAGAAGAUCUUCUUGAAGUCCAAUUUGCUCAAAUUAGAGGAAUUUCUUGAUAGAUAUCAGAAUUUGAAUUUACAAGAGGUAGUCUUUAAUAUCCCAAGACUUACAUGAAUAUGUGCUUUUGGAGUCUUGAGUUUUUUUUUUUUUUGUCAUCAUCAAGGGUGAAUUUACACUUUUCCCAUCUCAGAGCUUUGUUGAGAGUGUACAAUCUCCGUUUCAUCAAAUAUUAUUAAUGGAGAAAAGGGUUGAGGUAGGUAUUUCACUGUUGUAACUUCUCUUACAAUUUGUUUUGCACCUUGAUUUAAGUUAUUUAUGAUGAUUCAUCUCUGAAGCAUUGUGUGUAGUCUUUCUUUUCUCUCAUUUCUGGGAAUCAAUUGAUUGAUUUAAGAUGUCAGACACAAAAUUUCAUGAAUGAAUGUCAUUGCUGCCGAGGGGGAUGGUUUUCUCUUGUAUUGAGGUUUAAAAAAUGCUGCUUAUUCUGACAUGAAAUUUGACAUUGAACUACAUUCCGAAGGCACCAGUAUAGAAGAUAUAGGUAACCUUACUGAAUCUGUUGUUAGUUAUCUCCCAAAUCCAUGGUAUCAUAGCAUAUUUAUUAUAUAUUUGGUGUGUGAUAUCAUCCGAUAACAUCAUAUUCUGGAUGGAGAAUUAAAUUUUAUUCCAUAGUUUCCUGAUGUCAUUCUUUAUAUGGGGUUCCGGUGCGAAAAAGAUUACUAGUUCAUGUAGUCCAGUAUAAGUAGACGGUUAUUUUACCCAUUUGGCAACUGGUUUGGAAUGGUAAAUAAUUACAGGAAGGCAAAUCAUCCUCUGUAAAAGUAACGAUUUACAGAGUGUUCGAAUAGAAAAUGAAAUGACCAUAUACAGGGAUUUGGUUGUCUUUGCUUUUCGCAUGAAAAACUUUCGAUGAUGUGGAAUGCAGAAUCUCUCCUUUCAUGAACAAACGUUCUUCCUUUGUUCUCCGGGUGAUUGGAGGUAAAUUGUCUCUCAUAUCUGGGUCAGGCGUUUAAUUUGGUGUUCAGGAACUCAAGUUUCCUUGUGAUCUUUGAUAGCUAUAUACGUGCAGGAAAAUAACCCUGGCCUCUUGUUAUAAAACCGAGGUAAAAUGCAAAUUAAGCUCUAAUUAUUAUUUUUUUCUCUUUAUAUGUGGAGAAAGGGAUAUGCUUUUUAUUAUUCAAAAUAGCAGCCCAAUCCUUGAUGAACCUAGGACUUGAGUCAAUACACUUCAAACUUGCGAUCUUAAAGAUUGUAAAAAUUCAAGGAAAGAAAAUUAGCGAUUUUUGGAGCAAUAA
This is a messenger RNA of Vigna umbellata (rice bean), 2435 nucleotides long. NCBI's taxonomy places the organism in Eukaryota, Viridiplantae, Streptophyta, Magnoliopsida, Fabales, Fabaceae. The record is from RefSeq and is a predicted model, not a curated record.